Numida meleagris (helmeted guineafowl) is the source of this 2038-nucleotide messenger RNA. RefSeq names its product protein CEPU-1. NCBI's taxonomy places the organism in Eukaryota, Metazoa, Chordata, Aves, Galliformes, Numididae. Gene Ontology annotation, cellular component: neuron projection. The record is from RefSeq and is a predicted model, not a curated record. Bases 1 to 1314 code for a protein of 437 amino acids. The transcript is spliced from 9 exons.
AUGGACUGCCCCCGCUCGGGGAGCCGCGAACUCGGGACAAGUGUGUGUGUGCGGGGCGGGAACGCGGCGCAGCCCCCGGCGCCUCCGUGCCCAAGUGAGCCUCGGACUGCUCCCGGGAAGAGCCGGCUCGCCCAGCGUCCAGCACCUUUGCCACUUCUCCUCCUCCUCUUCCUCCUCCCCCCGGCCCUCCCGUCCUCCUCCCUCACCCGAGGAUACUGGGGACUCCCUCCGGAUGCCGCUCGGCAGGCUCAGUGCUCGCAGGCUGCCUUUCCAGGGGCUCUCCUGAUCUCCGUGGAGCUCCGCAUCGCUCGCCUCCGCGCCCGCCCCGGAGUGCCCGUGCGCAGCGGAGAUGCCACCUUCCCCAAAGCUAUGGACAACGUGACUGUGCGGCAAGGGGAGAGUGCCACGCUCAGGUGCUCCGUGGACAACCGCGUCACCCGCGUGGCCUGGCUGAACCGCAGCAGCAUCCUCUAUGCCGGCAAUGACAAGUGGUGCUUGGACCCGAGGGUGGUGCUCCUGGCCAACACCAAAACCCAGUACAGCAUCCAGAUCCACGACGUGGAUGUGUACGAUGAGGGGCCCUACACCUGCUCUGUGCAGACAGACAAUCACCCCAAGACAUCGCGCGUGCACCUCAUCGUGCAAGUGUCGCCGAAAAUUACCGAGAUCUCAUCCGACAUCUCCAUCAAUGAAGGUGGCAACGUCAGCCUCACCUGCAUAGCCACGGGCAGGCCAGACCCCACAAUCACCUGGAGACACAUCUCGCCCAAAGCUGUGGGCUUCAUCAGUGAGGACGAGUACCUGGAGAUCACAGGCAUCACGCGGGAGCAGUCGGGCGAGUACGAGUGCAGUGCCUCCAACGACGUGGCCGCGCCGGUCGUCCAGCGAGUCAAAGUCACCGUCAACUACCCGCCGUACAUCUCGGAUGCGAAGAGCACCGGUGUGCCGGUGGGGCAGAAGGGAAUCCUGAUGUGUGAAGCCUCCGCCGUCCCCUCCGCUGACUUCCAGUGGUACAAAGACGACAAGCGGCUGGCUGAAGGACAGAAAGGGCUGAAGGUGGAAAACAAAGCCUUCUUCUCCCGACUGACUUUCUUCAACGUCUCCGAGCAGGAUUACGGCAACUACACCUGUGUGGCCUCCAACCAGCUAGGAAACACCAACGCCAGCAUGAUCCUUUAUGAAGAGACAACAACCGCUCUGACACCCUGGAAAGGCCCCGGUGCAGUGCACGAUGGCAACAGCGGUGCGUGGCGGCGAGGCAGCUGUGCCUGGCUGCUGGCCCUGCCGCUCGCCCAGCUCGCCCGCCAGUUCUGAGCCCCGAGGCGGCCCGCGGCGCGGCCACGACCACCACAGCAGAAAGGAGAGGAAGAAGAUGUAUUCACUGUUUCUGAAAAUAAUCAUAAGAAUUGAGAGAGAGUUGUCCGGCCAGGCCUUCUGGGGGAGGGGGAGAGAGGAAAAACAUGCAAAAAAAAAAAAAAAUAAUAAUAAUAAUAAUGAUAAUACUAAGGGAAUUUGGAAAGGAGGGGGAAAAAAAAAAAAAAAAUUAUCCAAGGCUUCCUGCUGAAGACGCAACGCGACUUGAGUCUUUUUCUUUCCUCUGGUUUAUUUUUUCGCCUGCCCCUUUUUCUGCCCCAUUUCGUCGUUCUCUGCCGUGGGUCAGCGUGGGGAUGGGACGGCCCCGCUCCCCUCGCCGGCCCCGCUCGCCCGGAGCCCCCCCCCUCCGUCCGUAUGCGCAGGUUUUCUUCUUCGCCGAGAUUUCCCCGUCUUCUCAUGGACUGUGCCGCCAUUUGUGUUCCGAAAUAUAUAUAUAUAUAUCCACAUAUACAUAUAUAUAUAUGUAUAGAUAUAUAGAUCUUCAACAGUUACACCACACCGCCACGAACGGAAAGGGAGGAAGGAGAACCAGUGCCGAGCCGCGUUCAUCGUACCCCGUGCGGACAUCGUGAAUGAUAAGGGUUAAUUUUAUUAAUUAUAUUUUCUGAUACAAGCCUAGAACUCUUAGUUCCUAAAAAACAAAGAUGCAAAAAAAAAAAAAAAA